Messenger RNA from Daucus carota subsp. sativus, 2202 nucleotides. RefSeq lists its product as uncharacterized. The transcript has a single exon. The record is from RefSeq and is a predicted model, not a curated record. NCBI's taxonomy places the organism in Eukaryota, Viridiplantae, Streptophyta, Magnoliopsida, Apiales, Apiaceae. The coding region runs from base 1 to 2202 and encodes 733 amino acids.
AUGGAUGUAGAAGGAAAGAAAUGGUUGUCGUUUCCGAGGUAUAGUGAAAUAUAUAGGCAGGGGGUGAUAGAUUUUGUUAGAAAUGCAUUUAAAAAUCAUGCCGUAGGAAAUGAGUUGAAGUGCCCUUGUAGGAAAUGUAGUAAUCGAUUCUGGAGUGGUGCAACUGCUAUAGGUGACCAUCUGAUAUGCAAUGGACCUUCUCCACAGUGUGUUGAUUGGAUUCAUGAAGUCUCGAUGCUUAGGACAGACCGUGUUGUUGACGAGAUGGAGACUGAUCAUAUAGGUAUGGGAUUAGGAGAUGAGUUUGAUGUCAUGCUACAUUAUACAUAUGGUAAUGUGACUAGUAGUGGUGAAGAUGGAAUUAGAAAGGGAUUAAAUGAUGAUGCGAAGAAAUUUUAUCGACUUGUUAAGGAGGGUGGACAACCUUUAUAUCCUAACUGUAAAAAAUUCACUCAAUUGAGUUUUAUAGUUAGGCUUUACCAAGUAAAGUGCAUUCAUGGAUUUAGUGAGGCGGUCUUUACUGCGUUACUUGAGUUAAUAAAGGAGGUUUUUACCGAUGUAAAUCUACCAUCGUCGUUUAAUGUGGCAAAGGGUAUGAUUAAAGACUUAAGUCCUGGUUACCAAAAGAUACAUGUAUGUCCAAAUGACUGCAUGCUCUUUUGGGGAGAAAAUGAGAGGCUGGAUAAGUGCACAAAGUGUGGAACAUCAAGAUGGAAACUACAUGAAGAGAAAAUUGAUUCGGUUGAGAACAUGGAUGUGUUAAAAGAAUCUAAGGUCCCAGCAAAAGUAAUGAGAUAUUUUCCUUUAAAGCAAAGGCUGCAAAGAAUGUUCAUGAGCUCUGAUUUCUCUAACUCAAUGACAUGGCAUGCUUCAGCAAGGAAGAAGGAUGGAAAGUUAAGGCAUCCAGCUGAUGGUGAAGGUUGGCAGUUAAUGGAUGCCAAAUAUCCUGAGUUUGCUGCAGAAAUUCGAAAUGUAAGGUUGGGCUUAGCAUCGGAUGGAUUUAACCCUUGUCGAUCAAUGAAUAUUUCUCAUAGCACCUGGCCAGUUGUCUUAGUAAAUUACAACCUUCCACCCUGGUUAAUCAUGAAACCGGAAAAUAUUAUUCUAUCAACCUUAAUCCCUGGCCCUGUUGGAGUAGGUAAUGAAAUUGAUGUAUAUAUGCAGCCCUUAAUUGCAGAGUUGAAAAAGUUAUGGGGUGUUGGUGUUGAGACUUAUGAUGCAAGGUCUAAUAGCACAUUUAAGUUACACGCAAGUCUCCUUUGGACGAUAAGUGAUUUUCCGGGAUAUGCAAUUUUAUCAGGAUGGAGUACGAAAGAUAAGCUGGCGUGUCCUUUAUGCCACUAUGAGACCUCAUCAAAUUAUCUAAAAUACAGUAGAAAGGUUGUCUAUUUGAACCACAGGAAAUUUCUUCCUCCUGACCACAAGUGGAGGUCUGAUAAGUGCAAAUUUAAUGGACAAGUGGAAGUUCUAGCUGCUCCUGAAAUGUUAACAGGAAUGCAGGUAGAGGAGUUGUUGUGUGGUUAUGAGAAUGAUUUUGGGAAGAAACAGAAAAAGCAAAAGUGUUCUUCAUCAAACAGCCCUUGCAAGAAAAAAUCCAUUUUUUUUGAGCUACCAUAUUGGAGUAGUAAUAUGGUCAGGCAUAACCUUGAUGUUAUGCAUAUUGAGAAGAACCUUUGUGACAAAAUUUUGGGGACUUUGUUAAAUAUUGGGGGUAAAACAAAAGAUCACCUUAGUGCUCAUAUGGAUAUGGAAGAAAUGGGGAUUAGAAAGAUUCUACAUCCUAUUAAAUGCGGUGAUAACAAAAAAGUUAAAAUUAGAGCAGCAAGUUUUGAUAUGACAAAAAAAGAGAAAGAGAUUUUUUGUUCUGUCUUCAUGAAUGCGAAGUUUCCACAUGGAUCGGUAUCUAAUAUUAGUCGUUGUGUUUUCAUGAAGGAGCGGAAGAUAGCAGGUUACAAGAGUCAUGAUGCGCAUGUUAUCCUUCAAUAUUUAUUGCAAUUUGCAGUGGUUAAAACACUUAAACCUGAGGUAGCAAUACCUUUGAUGAGGUUAAGUGCAUUCUUAAGGGGUAUAUGUGGCAAGGUCAUCGAAUUAGAAGAUGUUGAAAAGUUGCAGAAGGAAAUAAUCGAAAUACUUUGUGAGCUUGAAAUUGAAAGGCAUAUGUUUAGCCUAUUUGUAAUUAAAGAGGUACCAACUCAACUCUGA